UGCUGCAGCUGCAGCCGCAGCCGACAGGCGCCGAUGGGGUUCCAGAUCUGGGCCGGCGGCGAGUCCGGCGACGGGUCCGUCUCCUGGUGGGGCGCUGUCGUCGGUGCAGCGGCCGCGUUGCUCGUCGUGCCGCUGGUUGCCCGCCUCGUUCGCUUCUUGAAGGACUACGCUUGGCGAUGGAAGGAGAUGAAAAUCGUCCCGGGGAUCAGCCCUUGCUACCCGCUGGUGGGCAACGUCCUACUUUUUGAGAGCGACGGGGAAGGCUUCUUUCAGCAACUGAUGCAUUACUCUGAGGAAUUCCGGAAUAUGCCACUGGUAAAGCUUUGGAUAGGACCCCUUCCUUUUCUGAUCUUAUAUCAUGCAGAAACCGUAGAGGUCAUUUUGAGUAGCUCAAAGAGUAUAGACAAACCCUAUCUAUACAAGUUCCUUCAUCCCUGGCUUGGCACAGGACUUCUAACAAGCACUGGAAACAAAUGGCGGUCCAGAAGGAAAAUAUUAACUCCAACCUUUCACUUCACCAUCUUGGCUGAUUUUCUUGAGGUGAUGAACAAGCAAGCUAAUAUCCUUGUUCAGAAACUUGACGAGCACGUGGACAAAGAGCCAUUUGAUUGCUUUCCGUAUAUCGCACUCUGUGCGCUUGAUAUAAUCUGUGAGACAGCAAUGGGCAAGAGCAUAGGGGCGCAAAACAAUAAGGAUUCAGAGUAUGUCCGGACUGUCUGUAGGAUGGGCGACUUGAUUCAUCACAGACAGAAGACCCCAUGGCUUUGGCCUGAGUUCCUUUACCUUUUCUUCUCAGAAGGAAGAGAACAUUCCAGGAAUCUGAAGAUACUUCACAACUUCACGGAUCGCGUGAUUGCAGAAAAGGUUCAAGAGCUCGAAAAAGAAGAGCAGCAUAAGAACAAAUCUGUUGGCAGUGGUGAGCAAGAGUGGGGCAAAAAAAGAAGAGCUUUUCUGGAUGUGCUGCUGAAUGCCACUGAUGAAGAUGGGAAGAAGUUAAGCUACAUGGACAUUCGAGAGGAAGUAGAUACGUUCAUGUUUGAGGGUCAUGAUACUACUGCUGCUGCCCUGACCUGGGCAAUUUAUUUGCUUGCAUGUCAUCCAGAAAUCCAAAGAAAAGUUCACAGUGAAUUGGAUGAAGUUUUGGGGGACUCUGACCAUCACAUCACGCUGGAUGAUUUGAAGCAACUGCGGUAUCUGGAAUGUGUUGUUAAAGAAGCUCUUCGCCUUUUCCCUUCUGUUCCCUUAUUUUCCCGCACUCUGAGUGACGACUGCUGUAUAAGAGGAUAUAAGAUAUCUAAAGGGCUCGAUGUAGUCAUUGUGCCUUAUGCACUGCAUAGAGACCCCGAUGUCUUCCCAGAACCUGAAGAAUUUAAACCGGAGCGUUUUUUCGCUGAGAAUUCAGCUGGGCGGAGUCCAUAUGCCUACAUACCUUUCUCUGCUGGGCCCAGGAACUGCAUUGGUCAGCGAUUUGCACAGAUAGAAGAAAAGGCAGUUCUAGCUACCAUCCUGCGGCACUUUUCAGUUCAAACUAAGCAGAGGUGCACAGAACUCUGCCCUGUCGGAGAACUGAUUCUUCGUCCAAAAAGAGGCAUCUGGAUUCAGGUGAAAAGAAGAUCACCUGCUGGCUCUUAAAAUAAGAAACCACAGGAAGAGUCUAUAUCCCAGUGCACUUGGAUCAUGUCCAGUAAAGAUUCUGAAUUUUCAUAGUAGGAGUCUUCAGAUUGCUUACACAGACUGUUAAAACACAUGCACAACCAGCCAGCACCAAAGUUGUCUUAACCAAAAACGAAAAAGCAACAGAAAAGCCAAGUUCAGGGGCUGGAAUGUUCAAACUGGCUUUAGCAUCCUCAGUUUGUAUUAUUAAAUCUAAAUGGAUGGUUGAUACUUCUUAUUAUACUAUAUCUAAAUUUGGUAUGUAUUAUUAUGUUUAAACCAACAUGAUACUUAUAAGGAAUGGAGCAGAUUUUAAAUAGUGUAAUUAUGUAUAAAUAUAAUUAAAAGCUCUGAAAAUUGUGUGUGAAA
This is a messenger RNA of Varanus komodoensis (Komodo dragon), 2022 nucleotides long. RefSeq names its product cytochrome P450 4V2. The transcript is spliced from 11 exons. Lineage: Eukaryota; Metazoa; Chordata; Lepidosauria; Squamata; Varanidae. The record is from RefSeq and is a predicted model, not a curated record. Gene Ontology annotation, molecular function: monooxygenase activity; oxidoreductase activity, acting on paired donors, with incorporation or reduction of molecular oxygen; iron ion binding. Bases 34 to 1632 code for a protein of 532 amino acids.